Molecule: messenger RNA, 1149 nt
Organism: Ornithodoros turicata
Lineage: Eukaryota; Metazoa; Arthropoda; Arachnida; Ixodida; Argasidae
Exons: 6
Coding region: 1-1149 (382 amino acids)
Source: RefSeq, a predicted model, not a curated record
AUGUGCUCCAUCAUUGAAGAGCCAGAGGUCGUAACUGCAUAUGAAGCAAAAUACAUUGUCUUCGAGUCAUGCCUGAAGCAGCUCCUCCAGAGGUGCCCACAGUGCCUGACUCCAGACUGUAGUGUGGACCUGUUCUGCAUCGGGACAAUGGUGAAGGCCACGGUUGUCUGCCCCCGAUCACACAUCACUAAGUGGUCAAGCCAGCCAAUGUGCCAAGGAAAACCGCUGGGAAAUGUCCUACUGUGCAGUGCAAUACUGUUCUCCGGAAGCAGCCCGACACAGGCACUGAGGAUGUUGAGCUUCCUGGGCGUGCAGACCUUGAAGGCAGCGCAGUAUUUCAAAUUUCAGCGGCACUAUAUUUUCCCUGCAGUUACUGAGGUAUGGAACAAUGAGCAGCAGCUGCUGUUGACAGAGCUGAAAAACCAAGCUCUGUGCCUCGCUGGCGAUGGCCGUGCAGAUUCCCCGGGACAUUCUGCAGACUUCGGCACGUACUCACUUAUGGACACUGCAGCUAACCGUAUUAUUCAUCUGGAGCUGGUGAAGCCUACUGAGGUUACCUCCAGCAAUAAAAUGGAAAAGGAAGGGCUACAAAGAGCUCUCAACUACCUACAGGACCAGGGCAUGACCGUGAAAACACUCAUCACUGACAGGCACACUGAAAUUAAAGCCUUUAUGAAGGCUUCACACCCAGAAGUGCAGCACCGUUUUGAUGUCUGGCACGUAGCCAAAGGCAUACGUAAGAAAAUCAGUGCUGUGUCACGCACAAAGCAGCAUCAGGUAUUCCAGAUGUGGUCCCCAACGAUAGUGAACCAUCUAUAUUGGUGUGCAAGGACCAGUGAUGACAACGGAGAGUUGACUUUGGCAAAAUGGAAAACGAUCCUGCGCCAUGUCAUCGAUAUCCACGAGCAUCCUGACAGCCUCCAUGAAAGAUGUGCCCACGGUGACAUUGGGGAGAGGCUCUGGCUGCAUGAAGGGGCGGAAACCUUCAAAAGGCUGGAAAAAAUUGUGGCAUCACCUCUCUUGAUGAAGGAUGUCCCAAUGCUGUCACCGCAUAAACAGACCUUCGGACUUGAGGCAUUCCAUGCUGUAAUCAUUCACUUUGCCCCAAAGUCAUCGAAGUUUUCACAUGACGGCAUGCAUGCACGGUAA